GGUGACGGUAGGUCCGCCUAGGAGUGGGAGAGUCCGCUCUGGACAUCAUUGCUACCUAGGAUUAUUCUGAAUGAGUUUUGCUAUAAACAGCUGACUUACAUAACACUUCGUAAUUCAGUUAGUGCACUCACAGCUAUCUGUCUGGUGUAUUUCCAGAGGAAAGGACACGUUUAACUACAUUUUAUUUUGGUAUAGACCGCCAUUGUAUAUAUUUUUCUCUUAGAGGUGUCAAGAGCGGUCGUUGCGGAGGAUAACUUAACACGAGGUGAAUUUUAGAGCGCUCAUUAUGUCAGUGGUAGGCAUUGAUGUGGGUUUCCAAAAUUGUUACAUCGCUGUGGCCAGGAGCGGUGGCAUUGAAACCAUUGCCAAUGAAUACAGUGACAGAUGCACACCGGCUUGUGUGUCUUUGGCCUCAAAAAACCGCAUGAUUGGAAAUGCAGCCAAGAGUCAAAUUAUAACAAAUUUCAAAAAUACAGUCCAUGGCUUCAAAAAGUUCCAUGGCAGAGCAUUUGAUGACCCAUUUGUUCAAACGGAAAAACUCAAACUGCCUUACAGCUUGUAUAAACUGGCCAAUGGAAACACUGGAAUUAAGGUGCGUUAUUUGGAUGAGGACAAAGUGUUCACAGUUGAGCAAAUCACGGGGAUGCUGCUCACCAAGCUGAAGGAGACAUCAGAGAGCACCUUGAAGAAGCCUGUGGUGGACUGUGUCAUCUCUGUCCCAAGUUUUUUCACAGAUGCUGAAAGGCGAUCAGUGUUUGAUGCAUCUCAAAUCGCAGGCUUAAACUGUUUACGGCUGAUUAAUGAUACAACUGCAGUGGCUUUGGCUUAUGGAAUCUACAAACAGGACCUUCCUACUCCAGAAGAGAGGCCCCGAAAUGUCGUCUUUGUGGACAUGGGACAUUCAUCAUUCCAGGUCUCAAUCACAGCCUUCAAUAAAGGCAAACUCAAGGUCCUAGCCACAGCAUUUGACCCGUACCUUGGUGGGCGUAAUUUUGAUGAGGCGUUGGUUGAUUACUUCUGUGAGGAGUUCAAGGGCAAGUACAAGCUCAAUGUGAAGGACAACCCAAGAGCUCUGCUGCGGCUGCACCAGGAGUGUGAGAAACUGAAGAAGCUCAUGAGUGCCAACUCCUCCGACCUGCCUCUCAACAUAGAGUGCUUCAUGAAUGAUAUUGAUGUUUCCAGCAGGAUGAACAGGGGCCAGUUUGAAGACUUGUGUGCUCAGUAUCUGAUGAGAGUAGAGGUGCCACUGAAAGCAGUCCUUGAACAAUUGAAGCUGAGCCGGGAUGAUAUCUAUGCAGUAGAGAUAGUUGGAGGCGCCACAAGAAUCCCAGCUAUCAAAGAGAGGAUUGCCAAGUUUUUCUGCAAGGACAUCAGUACCACACUCAAUGCAGACGAAGCUGUAGCGAGAGGCUGUGCACUUCAGUGUGCAAUUUUGUCUCCAGCAUUUAAAGUGCGUGAAUUCUCCAUCACUGAUGUGGUUCCCUUUCCCAUUACUCUUCGCUGGAAAUCACCAACAGAGGAUGGACUGGGAGAAUGUGAAGUGUUUAGUAAGAAUCAUGCUGCUCCGUUUUCCAAAGUAAUCACCUUCCACAAGAAGGAGCCCUUUGACCUUGAAGCCUUCUACAGCAGCCCUCAGGAUCUCCCAUGCCCAGACCACAGGAUAGGGUGCUUUUCAGUACAGAAUGUGAUUGCCCAGCCAGAUGGAGACAGCUCUAAAGUGAAGGUCAAAGUGCGUGUCAACGUCCACGGCAUCUUCAGUGUGUCAAGUGCGUCUCUUAUUGAGAAGCAGAAAGGAGAGGGAGAGGACAUGCAAACUGACUCGGAGCCGAUGGUGCAGAAUGAAGGCAGAGCAGAAGACCAGACUAAAAUGCAGGUGGACCAGGAAGGCCAAAGCCAAGGGGACCAGCAGAGCGAGGAUACCGGUUCCAGCUGUAAGGAAGUUGCCUCUGGGGAAAAGCAGGACCCAGCAGCAGGGGGGAGCAAGCCCAAAGUCAAGGUGAAAAGUACUGAUCUGCCCAUUGUGGCCAACAACAUUCGACAGCUCGAUGGUGAUGUGCUUAACAGCUUUGUGGAGUAUGAGCGUCAGAUGAUUAUCCAGGACAAACUGGUGAAGGAACUGAAUGAUGCUAAAAAUGCUGUGGAGGAGUAUGUAUAUGAUCUACGGGACAAACUUUGUGGGAUCUAUGAAAAGUAUAUCACUGAGGAGGACAGUAACCGACUGACACUGAUGCUGGAGGACACAGAGAACUGGCUGUAUGAGGAUGGAGAGGACCAGCCCAAACAAGUCUAUGAGGAGAAGCUAGAUGCACUCAAGAGGUUGGGUCAGCCCAUUCAGGACCGGCACAGGGAGCACGAGGACAGGCCGAGGGCUUUUGAAGAGCUGGGGAAAAAACUGCAACUCUACAUGAAGUUUGUGGAUUCCUAUAAACAGAAGGAUGAGCGCUACCUGCAUUUCAGUGCAGAGGAAAUGAGCACUGUGGAGAAGUGUGUGACUGAAAGCAUGGGUUGGAUGAACAGCAAAAUGAAUGCACAGAGCAAACUUGCUAUAACUCAAGAUCCGACUGUUAAAGUAGCAGACAUCAUUUCCAAAAUACAGGAACUGGAGGAUGUAUGUAAUCCAGUAAUCAACAGGCCAAAGCCCACAGUGGAGGAGGCCCCUGAAGUGAAUGAUCAAAACAGUGGUGCUCAUAACGGCCCGACAGCCAAGCAAGGAGCAGAAGGGAAGGCAGACACAAAGGGAAGCCAGGAGACGAAGCCUGGCACGAAAGAGAUGGAGGUGGACUGAGAACAUUGUCUGAGAAGCAAACUCUGCAACCAUCACUGCGUUUACCAUCACUGACCAUGUAGAUAGACAGUAGAAACCUGAAUACUUGGGACCAUUUCUCAAUCCUCACCAGCCACUUUUGUCGAUUUUGUUUUUUGCCCACUUUCCCCUGCCCCACUGGACUUUACCUUUUGAGGUCUUUGUUUUCACCCUUUCAUCCUUAUGUAUGUGUGACAUUGUUGUGCUUUACUAUCUCAAAGGUUUGACAUACCUAAUAAAUGAAAGAAUGGUGCAAUAGAUUCUGAUGUAAAAUGGUUUCCUCUGUACCACACAGUACAGCAUGGUCUGCUUUGCAUGUGCAAUCCAUGUGUCUCAUAAGUGUGCAGUAUCAACAGUUAAGUCCUAUCAAGAUAGUCCAAACAGUUGCUAUUGCAGAACUAAUAGCCUGUAUGCAAAUACUAAUUAUACAAAUUAUAUAUAUUUGUAUUUAAUGAGAUUGAUAUGUCCAUGUCUAAAAACUGUAAAUACUAUUUUAGUACACAAAAACAGCCAGAAUAUAUCAGUAGAUAAAGAACACAUUCCUAGGGUUACAUUAGCAAUGCUUGGUACACCAAAUCUUUUUAGUGAGUGGUUUCCUUUUUGUUUUCUUGUAUUUUUCCAUAGUUAAAUCAUGUGAUUUGAAAAUAGCAAAAAUAAACUGAUUUAAAUGUAAGACAAUUUUUUUGGGGGCUAAAACUUUGAUUUUCAGCAGCUGAACCUGAAAGAAACUGGUCAGAUCUAAUCAAUACUUGUGUCUCAGUGCAGUCUUGGGAUGAGAUCUGGAAUGUACAUUUGAUCCUUCUGCAAAAUAAAUAAAUAAAUAAAUAAAUAAAAAAUAAACGGGAGAGAUUGUGGUUUACUACAAACCUAUAAUCAUGGAACUAAAAUGAAAGUGAAGAUUGCACAGACACACAACUGCUUGUGAUGUUUGUUUUUUUAACUCAGCUAGUAAAAUGAAGCUUGAAGGCAUAAUGUGGAUCCACAGAGUUUGAAAAUGAAAUUAACAACUAAUUGUGACUAACAACAGAUUAGAUGUUGAAUGCAACCAGGGCAUUAUGAAAUAAUCACAUAAAUGUUU
This is a messenger RNA of Monopterus albus (swamp eel), 3881 nucleotides long. RefSeq names its product heat shock protein 4 like (gene hspa4l). The record is from RefSeq and is a predicted model, not a curated record. Gene Ontology annotation, biological process: protein folding. Bases 287 to 2785 code for a protein of 832 amino acids. Gene Ontology annotation, molecular function: ATP binding; ATP-dependent protein folding chaperone. Lineage: Eukaryota; Metazoa; Chordata; Actinopteri; Synbranchiformes; Synbranchidae. The transcript is spliced from 19 exons. Gene Ontology annotation, cellular component: nucleus; cytosol.